This is a messenger RNA of Momordica charantia (bitter melon), 1053 nucleotides long. Its product is annotated as protein SRC2. The record is from RefSeq and is a predicted model, not a curated record. Gene Ontology annotation, biological process: defense response. Lineage: Eukaryota; Viridiplantae; Streptophyta; Magnoliopsida; Cucurbitales; Cucurbitaceae.
CCUUCCUCUAAUUUCAAUCAAGAUUUCAACUCUCAAUUCUAUUUUCCCCAAAUCUCUCUGUUUUUUCUGUUUUUGUUUUGGUUCUAAAAAUGGAGGUGCGGCCAUUGGAGAUCAGAAUCAUCAAAGCCCAUGACCUCAAAGACGUGAAUCUCUUGUCCAAAAUGGACGUAUACGCCGUCGUUUCCAUCUCCGGCGACCAAUUGAACAACCCCAAGUUGAAGACCGCCGUCGACAAGGACGGCGGCACCAGCCCCAAGUGGAAUUUCUCCAUGAAGUUCGCCGUCGAAGAAGCCGCCGUCCUGGAGAAUCGCCUCACCCUCAAGAUCAAGCUCAUUUCGAAUCGGAGUUUGGGAGACAGAGAAAUCGGCGUCGUUUAUGUUCAGAUCAAAGAAUUGUUCGACAAUGGCGGCGGCGGCGGCGGCGAUGAGGAGAAAUCCGGUAGCUAUAGCGUUCGUUUGUCGAAUGGGAAGGCCAAAGGGACUUUGGAUUUGGCGUAUAAAUUUGGGGAGAAAUAUAAAUUCGAACCACCACCGCCGCAACUGCCGCCGUCUAGCGUGAAGACCGCCGCCGACGCGCCGCCGCCCAUGGCUUAUCCGUCUGCGUAUCCUGGCUCCAGCUCCGCGUACGCGCCGCCUCCCGCGGCUUACCCCUACCACGCGCCGCCGCAGGGCGCGUAUCAACCACCGCCUCCGGGAUUUGGUUAUCCACCGCCGGGGUAUGGGUACGGUGGAUACCCGCCGCCGCCGCCUCCAGGGUAUGGACACCCGCCGCCGCAUAAGGGCCGCGGCGGCGCCGGUUUGGGGUUGGGAUUGGGAGCUGGUUUGCUCGGUGGUUUGUUGAUCGGAGAUAUGAUUUCCGACGUCGGAGAAAUGGCGGCGUUCGACGCCGGUUACGACGCCGGAUUUGGGGAUGCUGGUUUCUAGAUCAAUUUCACCCCCAAAAUGGAAAAUUUUAUAUAAAACUAAAAUUUAUAUAAUUAUCUUAAUAAACUAAUCUUUAUAGUUUAUAGAAUCUCUUAUUUUUGUUUGUCAGUAACUAUUUCUCGUUUUUUAU